Molecule: messenger RNA, 5261 nt
Organism: Mercenaria mercenaria
Lineage: Eukaryota; Metazoa; Mollusca; Bivalvia; Venerida; Veneridae
Product: peroxisomal acyl-coenzyme A oxidase 1-like
Exons: 15
Coding region: 13-2079 (688 amino acids)
Biological process (GO): lipid homeostasis; fatty acid beta-oxidation using acyl-CoA oxidase; very long-chain fatty acid metabolic process
Cellular component (GO): peroxisome
Molecular function (GO): FAD binding; fatty acid binding
Source: RefSeq, a predicted model, not a curated record
GGUCAUGUGACCAUGGCCUCGGUCAUAUUGUGUGUCAAAAUGGCGGCUCGGCUGACAGCGGAAUUCCUCAAAGAUUGGAAAAAAGAAGUUAACCCAGACCUGCAGAAAGAAAGAGACACGUGUACGUUUAAUAUUCAAGAGCUAACUUUCAUGCUAGAUGGUGGACCAGAAAAAACAAAGAGAAGAAAGGAACUUGAAAACAUUUUCUUCACGAGGUAUGCAGACUUGUUCUCCUUCAAGAAGCGGUCCAGUCAGAGUAAGUCUGAGAUGUAUGAAUCAUCCGUUGCAAAAUCGGUUAAAGUUUUCCAGAUGAAAAGAGAACAAAAUUGGUCCGAGGAGGACUUUGAAAUGACUGCCAGAAUCUUGAAUUAUGACUUUGCGCUCAGUCUACACCAUACCAUGUUUAUACCUGCUAUAGAAAGACUUGCGACAGAUGAACAGAAGGCACAGUGGUUACCGCUAGCUCAGUCAUAUCAGAUCAUUGGAACAUACGCACAGACAGAGCUCGGACAUGGAACGAAUUUACUGGGUCUUGAGACAACCGCUACAUUUGAUAGAGCUACAGAUGAGUUUGUGUUGAAUACUCCAAGAUUGUCCUCCAUGAAAUGGUGGCCAGGCGGCUUGGCCAAGUCGAGUACCCAUGCCAUAGUGUUAUCACAGCUAUUGAUAGAUGGCAAUAACCAUGGCAUGCAUCCAUUCAUGGUCCAGCUGCGAAGUCUUGAUGAUCACAUGCCUAUGCCAGGUAUAAAGGUUGGAGACAUAGGUAAAAAGAUUGGUGCAAAUAUGGUUGAUAAUGGAUACCUAAUUCUGGAUAAAGUCCGAAUUCCACGCCAAAACAUGUUUAUGAGGAAUGCAACGGUAACAAAAGAUGGAAAAUUUACACAGCUUUCCAAUAACAAGGCAAACUAUGCCACCAUGGUGCUUGUACGAGUGAAUAUCAUCAGUUGGACAAGAGACAUGAUGAGACAUGCAGCCUGUGUUUCAGUACGUUACAGUGCUGUGAGGAGACAGACAACACUUAAACCUGGAACACCAGAACAGCAAGUGUUAGAUUUUCAGACACAACAGUUGAAGACGUUCCCAGCAUUGGCCGCUGCAUAUGCCUGCCAUCUAAUAGCAGAAGAUAUGUUAGCAUCUUAUCAUGCUGCGUACACAGAAAUCAUGAGCGGGAACAACAGGAAACUGGCAGAGUUACAUGCCCAGUCAUCAGGUUUGAAAGCAUUUCUGACAGAUAUGUCAACAGCUAUGGUGGAGACUUGUAGAAGGUCAUGUGGAGGACAUGGGUACCUUAUGUCAUCUGGUGUUGCUCAAAAUAUGGUGUCAACUCUUGCCCUAGUAACAAUUGAAGGGGAGAAUACUGUACUGUAUCUACAAACUGCAAGAUACUUAAUGAAACAGAUGGCCAAUGCAGUGUCUGGAACAAAAACAGAUGGACCAACCGCCUAUAUGAAUAGGGAUUUUACUUCAUAUGUAUGUCCUAUAGAGGUGAAACAAGACUGUAGAAAUCUGAAUAAGCUCAGGGAGGUCUACACACAGAGAGCACACAGGGUUGUUAUGUCAGUAGCACAGAAAUUACAGCUAGAUAUGGAGUCCAGCUUGCCACAGGAAAUUGUGUUCAAUAAAAACAUGGUAGAACUUGUCAGGGCUGCUAAGGCACAUCUACAUUUGACAGUUAUAGAUAUAUAUAUUACCAAGGUAGACAACUUAAGGGCAACUUGCAGUACAGAGUUGUACAAAGUAAUGACAGAGUUGUGUAACUUCUUUGUAGUACAUGGAAUGGUCCAAGAAUCUGGUGAUUUUCUAGAGAUGGAGACCUUAGGAUUAUCACAGAUGGAAUGGCUAAGACAAGAAGAAAUGGAACUGUUGGAAGUGCUAAGACCUAAUGCUGUUGGUUUGGUAGAUGCCUUUGACAUGCAUGAUGAAACAGUUGCAUCUACCCUAGGACAGUAUGAUGGAAAUGCCUACCAGCACCUGUUUGAGUCAACUCAGAAUGAGCCCAUGAACCAAACUGAGGUACAUCCAGCCUACUACAAACAUUUAAGAGGUCUGUUGAAAGGCACAAACCAGUCAAAACUCUGAUGGAAGUAGAGUGUAGUAUUGCUGUAGGACCAGUUGUGACAUUAAAAUUUUUCGCCGGUAAAAUACUUAUAAGGACAACAAGUUAAAACUCUGAUUUCUUUAUUUCACUGAUUUCUGUUUUUAUGUUGCAAAGACUAAUGCAAAAUUGGUGUGAUUUUUAGCUCACCUGUCACAAAGUGACAAGGUGAGCUUUUGUGAUCGCGCGGUGUCCGUCGUGCGUCCGUAAACUUUUGCUUGUGACCACUCUAGAGGUCACAUUUUUCAUGGGAUCUUUAUGAAAGUUGGUCAGAAUGUUCAUCUUGAUGAUAUCUAGGUCAAGUUCGAAACUGGGUCACGUGCCUUCAAAAACUAGGUCAGUAGGUCUAAAAAUAGAAAAACCUUGUGACCUCUCUAGAGGCCAUAUAUUUCACAAGAUCUUCAUGAAAAUUGGUCAGAUUGUUCACCUUGAUGAUAUCUAGGUCAAGUUCGAAACUGGGUCACGUGCCUUCAAAAACUAGGUCAGUAGGUCUAAAAAUAGAAAAACCUUGUGACCUCUCUAGAGGCCAUAUAUUUCACAAGAUCUUCAUGAAAAUUGGUCAGAACAUUCACCUUGAUGAUAUCUAGGUCAAGUUCGAAACUGGGUCACAUGCCGAAAAAAACUAGGUCAGUAGGUCAAAUAAUAGAAAAACCUUGUGACCUCUCUAAAGGCCAUAUUUUUCAUGGGAUCUGUAUGAAAGUUGGUCUGAAUGUUCGUCUUGAUGAUAUCUAGGUCAAGUUCGAAACUGGGUCACGUGCGGUCAAAAACUAGGUCAGUAGGUCUUAAAAUAGAAAAACCUUGUGACCUCUCCAGAGGCCAUAUAUUUCAUGAGAUCUUCAUGAAAAUUGGUCAGAAUGUUCACCUUGAUGAUAUCUAGGUCAAGUUUGAAAGUGGGUCACGUGCCUUCAAAAACUAGGUCAGUAGGUCAAAUAAUAGAAAAACCUUGUGACCUCUCUAGAGGCCAUAUUUUUCAUGGGAUCUGUAUGAAAGUUGGUCUGAAUGUUCAUCUUGAUGAUAUCUAGGUCAAGUUUGAAAGUGGGUCACGUGCCUUCAAAAACUAGGUCAGUAGGUCAAAUAAUAGAAAAACCUUGUGACCUCUCUAAAGGCCAUAUUUUUCAUGGGAUCUGUAUGAAAAUUGGUCUGAAUGUUCAUCUUGAUGAUAUCUAGGUCAAGUUCGAAACAGGGUCAUGUGCGGUCAAAAAUUAGGUCAGUAGGUCUAAAAAUAGAAAAACCUUGUGACCUCUCUAGAGGCCAUACUUGUGAAUGGAUCUCCAUAAAAAUUGGUCAGAAUGUUUACCUUGAUGAUAUCUAGGUCAAAUUUGAAACUGGGUCACGUGCCUUAAAAAACUAGGUCAGUAGGUCAAAUAAUAAAAAAACCUUGUGACCUCUCUAGAGGCCAUACUUUUCAUGGGAUCUGUAUGAAAGUUGGUCUGAAUGUUCAUCUUGAUGAUAUCUAGGUCAAGUUUGAAACUGGGUCAACUGCGGUCAAAAACUAGGUCAGUAGGUCUAAAAUUAUUAAAAUCUUUUGACUUCUCUAGAGGCCAUAUUUUUCAAUGGAUCUUCAUGAAAAUUGAUCUGAAUGUUCACCUUGAUGAUAUCUAGGUCAGUUUCGAAACUUGGUCACGUGCGGUCAAAAACUAGGCCAGUAGGUAUAAAAAUAGAAAAACCUUGUGACCUCUCUAGAGGCCAUAUUUUUCAUGAGAUCUUCAUGAAAAUUAGUGAGAAUGUUCACCUUGAUGAUAUCUAGGUAAAGUUCAAAACAGGGUCACGUACCUUCGAAAACUAGGUCAAUAGGUCAGAUAAUAGAAAAACCUUGUGACCUCUCUAGAGACCAUAUUUUUCAAUGGAUCUUCAUGAAAAUUGGUCAGAAUUUUUAUCUUGAUAAUAUCAAGGUCAAGUUCAAAACUGGGUCACAUGAGCUCAAAAACUAGGUCACUAUGUCAAAUAAUAGAAAAAACGAUGUCAUACUCAAAACUGGGUCAUGUGGGAAGAGGUGAGCGAUUCAGGACCAUCAUGGUCCUCUUGUUUAAUUAACUGUUUGGAAUCUUUUUAAAUCUGUGAAUUAAAUCAUCAUCAAGGAAUGUAAGAAAAUUCCUAGGUACUGCUGGCAGUAAAUGAACUGUUACCUGGUGGGUUUUUUUUUUAAAGAGAGACAUAGGGUAGUAUAAAAACAGUGCAUGUACCGGGUAUAUGGGAAAUAUGCGUUAGAAAAAUUUGAAAGUUGUUAAUUGAAAUUAACUUUGCUUAUUACAGACUGAAUCCAUUAACAAAUUGACAUUUUUAUGUUUGGAAAACAGGAAUUUUAUGCCAGAUGGCUGAAGAGGGGAUACAACAACUACAUUUUACAAGUGUCUUAUAAUUAUAGUAAUAUAACUGCUGUGAUACUGCGACUUAGUAACGUUGUAAACUACAUUUCACCAAUUCUUGUUAAUUAUGCUUGUCUUGAAAUCUUGACAUUGUUUAUGUACUUCAACAAGGCUGUAUGUUAAUAUUAAAACUUUACCGGGGUUGCCAUCAACCUUGAAAAGUCAGGGAAAUUGGACUUUUUGGUCAGUAAAAAUGUACUUAAGAUUUGCACUUGUGUGUCUCUACAUCAGGAUGAUCUGUGAUGUACAAAUCUCAAAAAGAAUUUGACUUGGAGUCAUCAGUCAUUUGAUUAGGCAUAGAAAAAGAAUUGUUUCCAGUAUCCCGACCUACCCUAAAUUCUUUGCCCGACCCUAAAUGUUUUUAUGGCCUUGGAGAAGUUUUUUUUUUUUUCAACUUUUAAAGGAAAAGUUGCAAAACUGCACUUUUUAUGCUUUAAACAUGAUCAUUGAUGUUACAGAUCAACUUACUGAUGCUCUUAAGGCAUUUAACUCAUUCAGGCCAGAGUUAUGGCCCUUGACUUAGUCAAAAAGGGUCUAAAAGUUUGUGUCACAUGUAUCUCAAAAAGUUUGAUGGAUAGGGGAAGAGGACAGCAAAACUAGGAGAUAUUGGCCAGUGAAAAUGUGAAAGGUCGGAGUAUUUUAUUUGUCAUUGUUGGUGGCAGUCCUGUUUAUCAUUCAUUACAUUCUAUAUGUACUGUAAAUACAUGUUGUGUGUUAAGUAUGUGAGUUGUUAAAUAUGAUUUAAGAUAAUGUUGUUAUUAUGAAUAUAGGAAUAUUGCAAUAAAGUAAUGGAAAUACAA